Messenger RNA from Xenopus tropicalis (tropical clawed frog), 2788 nucleotides. RefSeq names its product kinesin family member 19 like (gene kif19l). Gene Ontology annotation, biological process: microtubule-based movement. The record is from RefSeq and is a predicted model, not a curated record. Gene Ontology annotation, cellular component: cytoskeleton. The coding region runs from base 1 to 2706 and encodes 901 amino acids. NCBI's taxonomy places the organism in Eukaryota, Metazoa, Chordata, Amphibia, Anura, Pipidae. Gene Ontology annotation, molecular function: ATP binding; cytoskeletal motor activity; microtubule binding. The transcript is spliced from 17 exons.
AUGGGGGCAUUCAGGCAGCAGGCUUACAAUGUGGCACCAGGUCCUCCCCACAACAAAUCUUCGGAGGGGCCCAGCGUGCAGCAAACUGACCACUCGUGCCUAUUGCUGCAGAUAGAAGAAGUAUAUGUGUCUACAACCAAAAGCUUAAUUGAAGGAGUGAUCUCUGGAUACAAUGCUACUGUGUUUGCAUAUGGCCCCACAGGCACUGGCAAAACAUACACUAUGCUGGGAUUGGAUUCAGAACCUGGGAUUUAUAUCAGGACUUUAAAUGACCUCUUUAGAGCCAUUGAGGUGUCUAGCAAUAGCUUGGAUUACACUGUGUCUAUGUCGUACCUUGAGAUCUAUAACGAGAUUAUCCGGGACCUCUUAAACCCUGCAGGAGUUUUAGAACUUAGAGAAGACGCCAAAGGCAAUAUUCAGAUUGCAGGGAUUACUGAAUUCUCUACUAGUAAUGCAGAAGAGAUCAUGGAGUUUCUGAGGAAAGGUAACAAGCAGCGGACACAGGAACCAACUGCUGCCAACAGAACUUCUUCAAGGUCCCAUGCAGUGCUUCAAGUCACAGUGAAACAGAAAAGCAAGGGGAAAGACAUUAAUGAAGAGGUGUGCAUUGGCAAACUGUUCAUGGUAGACCUGGCAGGAUCAGAGAGGGCAUCACAGACUCGGCACUGUGGCAAGAGAAUGAAAGAGGGGGCUCACAUUAAUCUUUCCCUUCUGGCACUGGGAAACUGCAUUAAUGCUCUAAGUGAGAAAGGGGGAAAUCGCACUCAUGUCAACUUUAGAGACAGCAAGCUUACAAGACUGUUAAAGGACUCCUUAGGUGGCAACAGCAGAACAGUAAUGAUAGCUCAUAUAAGCCCAGCCAGCACCUCGUUUGAAGAAUCCCGUGCCACUCUAAUCUAUGCCUACAGAGCAAAAAACAUUAAAACUAGGGUGAAAAGGAACCUGCAGAAUGUCUCCUACCAUAUUGCUCAGUACACCAGUAUCAUUUCCGAUUUGCGCAAGGAGAUAGAACACCUAGAGGAGAAGAUUAAACAGCAAGAAAGAGAGAAAAAGGCAGAGCGGACCAAUGUCAGCAAUAUACAAGGAGGUGUGCUCGGGAAAGCAAGUUCAUAUAGCAGAGAACAAAUGAGCAUCCUCCGGGAACAACUAAUCAGUGCAUUUAAGGAACAAAUGGAAAUGAGGCGCAGCCUCCUGCAACUGGAAAAUACCAACAUAGAACUUCACAUUGAUACUUCAAGGCAUUUGAUUACAAUUGCAGACUGGGAACAAGACAGAGCACGUCAUGAUAAAAAACCUGGGCAGAAAAUAAAGAGAGAUAAGACUGCUGAAAACAGGCUGGCAGAUUCAACUGACGAAGAAAAUGAGGAGGAAGAUGGAAGCAGUCCUGAGCCUCAUGAGGUUACUGUAGCGAGAGAAGAAAUUAGCAUGCUCCUUGCUGAACAAAUUAAAAACGCCUCUCUGAAGGCAGAACUGGAGAAACGGUUGUCAAACACAAAACUCAAAGCAUCGCAGCUGGAGCGGCUCUUUCCCAAACAGAUCAGCAGUGAGGAGCAGCAGGAGGUGCUGAGGCUGCUGUGCAGAGUGCACGAGCUGGAGGUGGAGAACACGGAACUUCAGGCCAAAGCUCUGUGCAAGGAGAACCUGCUGUGCCAGAAGGACUUUGUCAUUUUACAUUACCAGCAGCACAGGACUCUAUGUGACGAGAUAAUUCAGCAGCAACAGACACUGAUAGAAGAUUAUAAGAUCCAUGUACCAGAAUCACUAGAAAGACUUUACCAGGUACACAGCCUCGAGGUGGAGAAAGGAACAUUAAAUCGCCUCCAGCAGUUUCAGUUUGUCAUAUCCAAUACUCUCAGGGACUGUUUAGUAAGCGGGGAGUCAUUCCAGCACCCGAAUAUAAAGCAGCUUGAGAAAGCAGUGGCUGAGAGCAGAAAAAGUUUUCAUUCUCAGGCAAAGUUGGAACUUCCUCUGGUUCGUAUCAAAUCAAACAGUGACAGCAAGACUUCAGGUUCAACUCCUGCUUUACUACAAACAAGACCAAAUUCCAGUGUGAGCCCAACAACCUUUAACCUUCUACGAACACCAACAUUUCAGAGACAAAAUACUCCAGCAGGUAAAGGAAACUUUCCGAGUCUUCUCUCUCCCAACCCACUAGAAGCUCAGAGAAGACACUCAUUAUCUGUGAAAGGGCUAAGCCCGGAGCUAUUAGAAGAGAUAGCUGUUGAAACCAAAAGCAUUUCUCUUGUUGCCGCCAGAAGGCGCUUAAGAAUUCUUCGUUCAGAGUCAUCGUUUCUGGUGGAUGAAAGAAAGAGUCCGACAUCCUUAGAUCCUUCUCCACUAAUGAAGAAAGCCGUAAGCAAUGACAAUAUUUUAGCUGCGCUUCAGCUGAAGACUGAGAAGUCUUUUUUCCCAUCCAAAUUCCACAGAGACCACAGGACUGAGAUACCCAUAGGAAGGAGAUAUACAAAGAAUAGAUCACGAUCAUUUGAAACCAUUUUUCCUGAGAUUUCUAAACCAAAGCCUCAAAACCAUCACAGUAACAAGCUUGGCAUCCUUUCCUACCCCAAAACAACACUUGCUGCCUUAAACUCAAAGACCUUCCUAAAACUUAAAGGAGCUGUAACACAUCCAAUCAGUGUCCCAACUACAGCUGUUUUCAAACCUCACCUUGGCCAACACUCAGGCAGAAGAGACUUCAUUGGCUAAGAAGGACAUCAGCUGAAAUACUGUCAAGGGAAAACAUGUUUUUUUCAAAACGUAUCAACUAAUGGAGCUUCUUCAGCAGAAU